UCGAUGCCAAUUGCAACAGCAGCAGAGGUAGAAGCUAAUUUAGAAGAAAUAUACAUGGUGAAAACAGUGGAAAAUUUCUGGGGAGUAUACAACAAUAUUCCAGAUGCCAGUGACUUACCCCUACGCUUCAGCUACCACCUGAUGAGGGGUAAUAUAAAACCCCUGUGGGAAGACCCAUGUAAUGCACAAGGAGGAGAUUGGAAAUUCAAAGUUCAAAAGCAGAAUACGACCAAAUUAUGGAAAGAGGUACUACUAGCAACGAUAGGGGAACAGUUUUCAACCAGUAUAUCACCAGAUGAUGAAAUCUGUGGAGUGAGUGUGAGUAUAAGGAACACCAAUGAUGUCAUACAAGUAUGGAACAGGUACUCUCGGUUUUCUGAGCAAGCUUUAAUAGUUGACAAGGUCCAGACCCUAACUCCAGACAUAGAUUUCAGGGCAACUUUCUACAAACCACACCAUCAACGUGAAUCAUUUGAGAAGAAUAGACCUUAGACAUUCUGUUGUUUUUCACUCUUACUGUUAGGCUUUGUGUACUUCCAAUGAUAAAGAAGAUUGAAUUGGAAGCACCCCAGAUGGCUUCAGUCGGCUACCAUCCAUCCUUGUUGAUCUUGUGCAAUAUUUUUAACUGCUUAGGUCGGCCAUAUCACUGAGCUGAGUGAUAAAGAGCUACAUUCAGUUUGUUGGCCUGUUAGAAGACAUAUAGAUAUGAUUUAGUCAAACCUGCCCAAUGGGCCAAGCAUGUGAAGUCUGAAAGCAAGCCUACGUUAGCCAGGACAGGUGGAAUUCUUCACAUUGAGUUUCAUGAAUUUUACAACAGGUACCAUAUGAGUUUGAAAUAUAUGAGGUCAGGAUGAUGAAGGAUUAUGGCAGGUGGUUUCAUGCUGAAGAAGUAAGAUACUAAUAGCUAGCCUUACAUUUGCAUGGAAACAUGAAGUCCAAACUUGUUGAUUUAAAAGCCCAGUGAUGGCAUAGAGAUGUGGCCAUUUGGUGUAAUAAAACCACUCCCUGCUAUGCCAGCAGUGUGUACUGUUGCAGUAGAUAAAUUAUAAUGUUUUAAAUGUGAAUAAGGUAUUUUGAAAAUGAAUGUGCUCACUGCCACAACGUUCAUGAUACACUUAUUUUUUAUUAUAAAAUAGGUGUAUUAUUUCAAGCAUCGCGAUUGGCCAAUACGCGUCACAUGACAUCCAACUUUUUUUGUGCACUGCACGGCAGUGCAAAAGGUGUGCAACGAAAAUUGACAUUGCACGCUCAAGCAGACUAGUGCGGUAGAAGUCCCGGGAGAAGUUCAACAAAACUGUACUGUAACUUUUUAAGAAUUUGUUUCUGUGUUGCUAUUUUAUAAAACAAAUAAUGCACUUGCUCUGUCAUGUGUAAAAGUAAAUGCAGAGAAAGCUUGGUUUCUUCAGAUGGUGCACACUGGGCACUCGCCGCCAGCGGCUCGUGCACAGUGCAGCACCUAUCUGAAGAAACCUCGCGUGCUCUGCAUUUCCACUAACGCACUCGGCUGCAUGCAUUUUUUGUAUAUUAUCUUCUUUGCAGGGAUAUUCACACCAGCCUAUUUUUUAACACUAAAUGUAUUUAAUUCAAUGAAGCAGUAAAAUUAUGCUUGAUGAGUUUUGAUAUAUAUAACUUCAGAUUAAGCUUUGGGAAAAUUUACUUUAUAGUUGACCUCCAUGAUUUCUAGUGCUGUUAUCGGUAAGAAAAUUCUCUGUCGAUAUAUUGGUAAAAAUAUCUAACCGAUUUUGACGAACGAACAUUUUAUUUAUAGGCCGGUUUUGAAUUUAAAUUGAAUGCGCCACGGCAGUUUAGACAAGGCCGCACCCCGUCCAUGUCUGUGCCGUAGCUUUUAGGCUACGCAGAUUGUGCACUGUCGGUGUCCGUAUAACUUGCUUACAUUUCUUAAGUUACGAACAUGACGAAACGAAUAACACCCAUACAAAGGAAAACUAUUAUGACAGAAAACCCAUAAAAAGAAAGAAAUUACUUUACCUGUAACGGUUUCGAAUCUUUUAUUGUCUAGCUGAUAUUUUAAACUCUAAAUGUCCAAACCAGCAACAAAUUAUUUAAUGUUCAUGAUUCCCAAAUUCACCUGGUUUGCAGAGGCCAGCCCUCGUGCACGCGCCCUUGAACAUCCAGCGCUGUCAUUGAUUGGCCCUAUCCAGCCCAAUAAAUUACCAAUCAUAGCCGUCAAGUUUGUCACAAAUGAAACUUUUGUGGUGUGCGAGACAGCCUCAUAGCAAUAACAUCGCUAACAGCUGGAGCAAUUAGACCUUUAUAACUGGCCCGCAUUAUCGACAACGAGAGAAAAGUUCUCGAUAAUCGCUAAGUGGCAAAAACAUGCGAUAAUCUACAGGACAAGGAUAAAGAGUUUAUCGAUAACAGAACUAAUGAUUUCAAAAUUUAGUAAGACUCUAUGAAUACAAAAUGUAUAUUAGUUUAUGAAAUUAUAUUUUAUUUAUUCAUUUUAAUAUUUUGUGAAGUAUCUGCUGAAGUGAGUACAUAAUCCAUAGUCUAAAAAUUUGGAUGGAUUUGAUUUUUAGAGAAUAUGUAUUGAUAUUACAUAUUCACAUAAUGUUCACAUUUAAGAGACAUUCAACAAAAAAUAUAUCCUUGUGCCAGUGGUAUAUUCUACAUGCAGUAUAAACAUGUGAGACAUUUUUGGUGUAUUUUAUUUUAAAUUGUAGGUUUUAAAAUACAGUCUGUGGACAUCUCUUUUUAAUAGGUAGCCUAGUGUAAUUGGACAUAUGAUAUGUAUACUACAUUAUUCCUGGUACUUGUAUUAUGAAACUAGAUUAAAGAGAUG
Messenger RNA from Lytechinus pictus (painted urchin), 2803 nucleotides. RefSeq names its product eukaryotic translation initiation factor 4E type 3-B-like. Gene Ontology annotation, biological process: translational initiation. Gene Ontology annotation, molecular function: RNA 7-methylguanosine cap binding; translation initiation factor activity. Gene Ontology annotation, cellular component: eukaryotic translation initiation factor 4F complex. Bases 4 to 492 code for a protein of 162 amino acids. NCBI's taxonomy places the organism in Eukaryota, Metazoa, Echinodermata, Echinoidea, Temnopleuroida, Toxopneustidae. The record is from RefSeq and is a predicted model, not a curated record. The transcript is spliced from 6 exons.